Messenger RNA from Heterotrigona itama, 3626 nucleotides. The record is from the annotation of a GenBank genome assembly. Lineage: Eukaryota; Metazoa; Arthropoda; Insecta; Hymenoptera; Apidae.
UCAAUAGAAGAAAGCAUACUGAUCAUUCGUGGCGGAGAAUGUUUUCAUUUCUCGGCGUUUGUACUAAUAUCGUCGAUUUUGUGACACGACAACAAUUCUUGCCUCCCGUGCGUUCACCUUGUUAAAUGUAAUCAACGUCAUGGACAUACGCGGAAUAGAAGUUACGAAUCAGUUGCGGAUGCCUUAUCAUUCUCUUUUACAGAGUGCUAUUCGUGCUAAAUUAUUGGAACUGGGGAUAAGAUACGAUGAGGAACUGCCAGAUUAUAUUUUGGUGAUGGUUGUAAAUAAAAAGUCUCGUCAGCAGAUGCACGAGGAUCUGUAUCUGUUUCUGGAAAACUGCACAACACCGUUUGUCGAUUGGCUGCACGAUCAGGUAUUGAAAAAGUUGCAGAAGGUUACCAUUGCCAAGAAAAGAUCGUUGAGAGAGUUUGUGCCGACAGUCGUCGUAAAGCAGGAGGAAGAAAGGAAAAAGAAAAAAACAUCAACGACUUCGUUCUUGGAAGAUCAGGCUGCCAAUCAAACCGUUGAGAAGUCUUCCAACAAAAGUGUGAAGGAUGACAAGUCACUGCAUAAGCAAACUGCAAAGACAUCCUUGUUCAAUCAAAAGUUGGAGACUACGCAGAGUAAGAGCGUGGAGAAGCCUGUGAAAAAUGUCGGUAAUGAAGUUAAGCAGGAUGGUGCAUCAAAUCACGCUGUUGCCCAGCAAUCUACCACCAAAAGAACACAAGCGAGCGACAGUCAGAAUGCUAAAGAAAUAAAUAAAGAAGUUUCAACUUUUGAAUCUUCUUCCAAUAACAAAUCUAGAGAGUCUCAUACUGACACAAAGGUAGAUGAUGGAUCAUCUAGAAAUCUGAAGAGAUCACUGGAUACGGCGAACAGUUAUAAAGAAAGCUGCUUGGAGAAGAAGCAGAUUGAAGCGAAGAGGUCAAAAGUCGAGGGGGACGAUGAGGGUACAGUAGAGGACAACGCAAAGAGAUUGAAGUCUUGCGUUAACAAGCCAAAAGUUACGUCUGUCGUAUCUGUAAAAAAUCGUUUGGGCGUCGUGUCAUCGAGAAAGAAGUUCGAGGUCCACCGAGAGAAAAUCAAUUCCGAGAGUCGGUACAGGCAGAACGAGAAGCGCUUCGAGAAGCAUCGGGUCGACAAUCGGAGUAAUAACUUUUCACGGGGGAGGGUCUUCGAUGCGGAGGAUCGUAUGAAAAGGAACCGCGAGAUCCAACUGAAGCACAAUGAGCCUGACAAAGUCAGUAGUAUAAAGACUCGACUGGGCAAUUCCAAGGUCGAGAAAGCAACCAAAAAUUUAGAGGUAAGGGAAAAGGCGAAUUCUAAUCUAAAGUCGAAAUCUAUAGAAAAAACCACGGGUACCAUUAAAGACCGUUUGGGGAUUGCAAGUACCAAUAAAUCCCCUAAACAGUUAGGGAAUAAAGAUUCUAUAGAAUUUAAGAGCAAGCGCUUGGAACAAGAUCGUGACACUCUGGCCAACAAUAAGAAUAUAAAGAACAGACUGGGACCAUUGAAGAAUAAUUUCAAACCUGCGAGCGUGAAGUGUGGCUUUAAUUCGUCGAUCAGGCGUUCUCAAAGUAGCGAGGACGACGACUACCUCAAUCUAGGUGCAGAAGAGGAAUUGGACGAUGAGACACAAUCUGUAGGUACAGUCGGACCUAUCAAGUCUCACAUAAUAGCUGUAAAUAAGCCUGCGCCAGCUAAGACUGACAGGAAACGAACGAAAUCGUUAGAAAAGAAUAAUAAAGAAUGCAGCGAUGCGGAUGAGGAAGUUGAAGAGACCAAGAUACCCAGUAAAGUAAUCGUAACGCCAAGACCUUUGAAACCGUUACAACCAACGCAGAAACGCGCCACACAGUCACUUUUAUUGAGAGCUGUCGCAGAGGCAAAUCAGUCUGUUGUUACGCAAAAGAAUCCCGAGCCAUCAUUACUGAAAUUUUCACAAGAAAAGAAGCAGACGUUGAAGCAUCUUAAAUCAGCUGCUGUACGGGACAUAGGUCAAAAUUUAUCAGUACAUUUGAAUUCCAACAAAAGAUUGGUCAUGGAAAAGAUACAAGUGGAAUUGAAUACAGAUGUUAUUGUACGGUCUGUAGAUGUACCGCAACCAGUUACCGAGGAACACAUGGGUGUUGUAAUGUCUUUAUUUCAAAGGAGCGACGACAACCAAAAAUUUUUAGUUACACUCAACGGAUAUAACAACAACUUAAUGAAAGAUAAGACUACAUCUGACGAUGAUGAACAACUGGAAAUGGAGGUGAAUGAGGAGGAUGAGCUUGCACUAUCAACAAUCCAAAAUGACGUAUACGCUCAGAAUGAGUCAGAAGCUUCUGUUUUUCAAGUAACGGAAAUGGAAACCGAAGGCGAUAUAAGCGUGAAAGACAGAACGGAAGAGAACAAUGAAAACUGUAAUACGGAAAACGUCGAAAAAACCGAUGAGAUACCGAAAAAAAGGAGAAGACUAAGCCCGAUUGUUUAUAAUAGAUCCCAUUCACCAAGCCCCACGGACUUAAAGUCCAGCACGUUAUUAACGACCCCAUUAUUAACUAAACGUCUAGAUAAAAAACCAUUAACAGAGAACACGGUAACGGUGAUAGAUAAGUCAAAAGAAAAAUGUAGAUACUGGCCAAAUUGUACAUUAGGGAAUAAGUGCGCGUAUCUUCAUCCCCUUGUUAUGUGCAGUGCGUUCCCUGCGUGUAAGUUCGGAGACAAGUGCGCUUACAAACAUCCCAAAUGUAAAUUUGGUUUGUCUUGCACAAAACUAGGAUGCGUGUUCUCUCAUCCCGCCCAACAGUGCAAGUAUCAUCCAUUCUGCACCAAACCAGCGUGUCCAUAUUCACACCCAGUACCGGUCGCUGUGGAGACGUCUAGUCAAAGGGCGAAAUUCACGUGGCGCAGGCGAGACUGAGUCAUACCAUUAUACAAACGAUGUACAAAUUUCCCUUUCCUCUAGCGAUAGAUUGACAUGUACAUUAGCAAGGAUACUAUCACACGACUACCUGGUUUACAGUAAUAAAACCCGAUGCAAAAGUAGCAGAUAACAGUAGUAGUAAAUUAAUGCUGCCAAUUACAUUAAGUUAGGUGCGUUAUCAGUAAGUGAAUUAAUGAACGAUCGAAAAAAGUAUUAAGAAUCUUUGCUUUUUACUCGGAUAUUAUCUUGCAUAUUCAUAGAUCUAUAGUUUCCGUUUUUUGCGCACGUAUUGCACUUUACGAAUGUAGUAUUACAGUAGCACACUUCUUCUAUCUAUCAUGAUCAAAGAUCUUUCCUUAGGGUAUAUCUUUCAUUGCUGACGAUAGUAUUCUUGCUGAUAGAUAAAAACAAAAAAAUGAUAUUCUACUUUGUACAAAUGAACAGAUCUACGUUUCUGUUCGCAAACUUCUGGACGAAAUUUCGACUCCCAUCCAAUUUGUAUCAUACAUCACGUCGACUCGCGCAGCAGCGGCUUGCAUUUCUCGAGUAAUACGUUUGAUAGCGUUAUAAUUUUAUUCGUCCCCCCCAGUCUACGGAUUACGGACAUUACCGUGAUCUAUCAUUUCGACGAUCAGUGGACUGUCUUUACUCGUUUCUCUCGUAGUUUUAAGAAAGCACCGAUGAAAUAUAUUGGUUCGAAAUUAAAUACGUCUUUAAC